UGGCAUCACCUGAUCAUACGCCCCGCCUACCUUACGUGUAUCUCUCAAUCCCAUUCAAGUGAAUCAACUCUUCUUCUCCCUCUUUCUUUCGUAAUGGCCACUGCUGAAGUAGCCCAACUCCCUUUCUCUGCCACGUCAUUGGAGAAUGCCAGAAAGGCCAAAGUCUCUACACAGAAUUUUUAUGAGAAUUUGCUGAUACAAGACAGGGACAGAACAAACAGAUGGAAGAAAUUAGAACAAUCAAUGUCAGAGUUAGAGCUAGCGGACGAAGAAAGGGAAGAGAGAAGGAAGCAGCACGCUCAGAAAGAGACCCAAUUUCUAAGACUCAGACGUUCAAGACUCGGAAAGAAAGACUUUAAACGUCUUAAGAUAAUAGGACGAGGAGCGUUUGGUGAAGUGGUGCUGGUACAGAAGAUUGACACCGGCCAUGUGUAUGCUAUGAAAGUGCUGAGAAAGUCUGACAUGGUCGAGAAAGAACAGAUAGCACAUGCUCGUGCUGAGAGAGAUAUUCUUGUAGAGGCUGACAAUCCCUGGGUAGUGAAGAUGUACUAUUCAUUUCAAGAUGCUAUCAACCUCUACUUCAUAAUGGAGUUUCUUCCAGGAGGUGAUAUGAUGACAUUGCUGAUGAAGAAAGACAUUCUCUCUGAGGACGUCACUCGGUUCUACAUAGCAGAGUCUAUUCUUGCUGUAGACUCCAUACAUAAAAUGAGUUUCAUUCAUCGAGACAUAAAACCAGACAAUCUCCUACUGGAUAGUAGGGGUCACAUCAAAUUGUCUGAUUUUGGCUUGUGUACUGGGUUAAAGAUUGCACACAGAACUGAGUUUUACAGAGACUUGAGUAACGUUGAUCUUUCUGAUCCUCAAGAUUCUCGCCGUUUCUCACAGACAUGGAAAAAGACUAGGAGAGACAGAGCUUUUUCUACAGUGGGUACUCCGGACUAUAUAGCUCCUGAGGUUUUCAUGCAAACUGGUUACACCCACUUGUGUGAUUAUUGGUCUCUUGGGGUCAUCAUGUACGAAAUGUUAAUGGGGUUUCCUCCCUUCUGUUCUGAAAAACCUCAAGAUACUUACCGUAAGAUUAUGAAUUGGCGACAACAUUUAAUAUUUUCACCGGAACUCCCCACGAUUUCAAAAGACGCUGAAAGCUUGAUUAGAAGCUUACUUUGCGACUCACAGCACAGACUGGGACAAGAUGUGGAAGAAAUAAAACGACAACCUUUCUUUAGAGGAACUGAUUGGGACCACAUCCGCGACCGACCGGCCUCUAUACCGGUCCAUGUGAAGCACAUGGCCGACACGUCAAAUUUUGAUGAUUUUGAGGAGCUCGAGCAUCAAAAAGAUCAUGAGGAAAGCGAGAGCGAUUCCAAGGACUGGGUAUUUCAAAACUUCACCUUCAAAAGGUUCGAGGGCUUAACUCAACGAGGCCACGUUCGUCUUUGAAGUAACGCUCAUUAUAUAUCAUAUCAUAUCAUAUUAUCAUUAUUAUUAUUGUUAUUAUUAUUAUUGUUUUUGUUUUUGUUGAUGUUGUUGUUGGUGUGUUUUAUUUUUAGAAUUAGCCAAAAUUCUAUCCUUACAAAUUGAA
This is a messenger RNA of Amphimedon queenslandica, 1582 nucleotides long. RefSeq names its product serine/threonine-protein kinase 38-like. The transcript is spliced from 13 exons. The record is from RefSeq and is a predicted model, not a curated record. The coding region runs from base 94 to 1440 and encodes 448 amino acids. Lineage: Eukaryota; Metazoa; Porifera; Demospongiae; Haplosclerida; Niphatidae. Gene Ontology annotation, biological process: protein phosphorylation. Gene Ontology annotation, molecular function: ATP binding; protein serine/threonine kinase activity.